Molecule: messenger RNA, 5087 nt
Organism: Drosophila willistoni
Lineage: Eukaryota; Metazoa; Arthropoda; Insecta; Diptera; Drosophilidae
Gene: ovo
Product: transcriptional regulator ovo
Exons: 4
Coding region: 115-5052 (1645 amino acids)
Biological process (GO): epidermal cell differentiation; regulation of transcription by RNA polymerase II
Cellular component (GO): nucleus
Molecular function (GO): RNA polymerase II cis-regulatory region sequence-specific DNA binding; DNA-binding transcription factor activity, RNA polymerase II-specific
Source: RefSeq, a predicted model, not a curated record
AAACAGAUUACAGAAAACACACACAGAAUAAGAAUAACAACUGACCUGUGACCUGUGUGUGGUGGGCAAUAAUAUAAUAUAAACACGUAAAACGGACACAAACUACAUACCAAAAUGCCGAAAAUCUUUCUCAUCAAGAAUCGUCUGCAUCAGCAGCAGCAACGUUUGCUGGAAUCACAGAAUUUGCUGCAACACAAGAGUCAGGAUGAUGAACGUUGCCUGGUGCCACCAUUAAGUCCACAUAGUAGUGGCAGUGGCAGUGGCAGCGGUGGAUCUACAACACCGCCAACACCACCAGCACCACCGUCGGUACCAAGUCAACCUUCGCCUGAACCAUUGGGACAGGUUCAUCAUAGAGAUGAUGAGCAGCAUCAGCAGCAGCAGCAGCCACCACCACAACAACAACAACAGCCUUUGAGUUUAACGCGCAAACGUUUUCAUCAUCGUCGACAUUAUUUUGGUCAAUCGCGGCAUAAUUUCGAGCAUGGACAAAUUUCAAAUCAAAACUCUGCCGAACUGGAAUUGGGAGUUGGAGUUGGAGUUGGAAUUGGAGUCGAAACCAAAACAAGCGAAGUUCAAAAUGAAAAUCUCGAUUGCCUGAGACCGGUAGAGUUACUGCAGCGUUUAAGCUGUGGCACCACAACCAAUCCAAAUCACAACCCCACCAAUACAAACACCAUCAGAGCCACAACACCACCACUAAUAGCAACAACAACAACAACACCCACCACAACCACCACCACUUCCCCCGCAUUAGCCUUAAAAGACUGCGAACGAAAUUCGCCCAUACCAACAGCAACAACAACAACAACAGCAGCAAUACCAAAGGAGCCGACGUUAAAGCCAACGCCAGCGUCAACGCCGCAGCCUCAGCCUCAGCCCCUCGACGAAAGUGAGAAAGAAGCUACAACAGCGGCAACGACAACAGCACGAAGCGUAGACGAAGACGAUCACGAAAAGAAGCGAGCAACAGAAUCACCGAGUGUGAAGGAACACCACAACGAAGAAGAAGAAGAAGACGAUACUGAAGUUGAUGUGGGUAUUGAGACGACGACAAAUACUGUGCGUCCACGUUAUGUGUUGACCCAAGCCCAACGUAAAGAAUAUCCACAAGAUCAACAGCAACCACAGAAUCUCUCAGCCUACAAGGAUACCGAUAGCGAUUCCGAUUCGGAUAAUGAUUCCGAUGAUGGCUGUAAAUUAAUUGUGGACGAGAAGCCAUUGCUUCCUGUAGAUAAACCAUUGUCGCUGCGCAUGCGCAGCACACCGCCUCCUGCCGAAACACGCCCAAGUCCGCCACCUCCACGCGAACCCACCCCCAUUCAAGCUGCUCCACCCGUCCGUUGCAGUGUGAUACAGCGGGCUCCACAGGCAAUUGCAUCCUCCUCUUCCUCAUCGUCAUUGGCCGUAGUCGAACCGCCACUAGAUUUGCCGCCUCUACGUCGAGGCGGUGGCGUACAGCUACCAUUGAGCUCACUUGAUCUCGAUCAGCUGGGACCAGAGCAACAGGAGCCCAUCGAUUAUCACGUACCCAAGCGUCGCAGUUCCACCUACGACAGUGACGAGGAGUUGAACGCCCGUCGUUUGGAGCGUGCCCAUCGUGUGCGUGAGGCGCGUCGUCGCAGUACAAUUUUUGCUGCCCGUGUGCUUUUGGCCCAGUCGCAGCAGCGCUUGAAUCCGCGCCUGGUGCGCAGUUUACCUGGCAUUUUGGCAGCUGCUGCUGGUCACGGUCGGAGCAGUAGUUCAGGUGCAGCCGGUCAGGGUUUUCAAUCGUCGGGCUUUGGUAGUGGAAGCGGUUCCAACGGUUCCGGUAGUGGACAAGCCAACGGUGGUGCUGGUUCGCCAAGCGGUGGUUUUGGCGGCGCAUUGGGCGGCAGCGGUGCCGGCGGCGGUGGCAUGGGCGGCGGUCGCGACGGACGCAGUAAUUACGGUCCAAAUUCACCGCCCACAGGGGCAUUGCCACCCUUUUACGAAAGCCUAAAGAGCGGGCAACAGCAGCAGAGUAGUAGCACGGCAAACAGCAAUAAUCAGCACGGAUCCGGUGGCAAUCAUCAUCCGUCGCAUUUUCAAGGCAAUCCCAAUUUUCUCAUACAGAACGCUGCAGCGGCUGCCUACAUAAUGUCAGCUGGCGGUGGAGGCGGAGGAGCUGGUGCAGGUGGUGCUGGUGGCCAUAAUGGUUACAUCAAUUGUGGAAGUGGUACUGGCUCUGGUGGUGGUGCUGGUACCGGUGGUGGUAACGGCUCCAAUUCAAAUCUUGAUGGUAAUAAUAUUUUGAACUUCGCCUCUGGCCUCAACAGCAGCAAUAAUUCUAACUAUAAUGACUCCUCCUCCAAUUCCUCCAAAUUCCAUAAUAUCCAUUCAACGCAUUCCAUGAUGGGUUCCGGUCCUGGUUCCGCAACUGGUCCAAAUAUGCUUGGCACUGGCAAUGGCAUUGGUGGUCAUCCAUUUUAUGGCGGCAAUCCAUCAGCCUAUGGCAUUAUAUUGAAAGAUGAGCCCGAUAUUGAGUAUGAUGAGGCGAAAAUCGAUAUUGGUACCUUUGCCCAGAAUAUCAUACAAGCCACAAUGGGCAGUUCGGGUCAAUUUAAUGCCUCCGCCUAUGAGGAUGCCAUUAUGUCAGAUUUGGCCAGUUCGCAGUGUCCCAAUGGUACGGUGGAUCCAUUACAAUUUACGGCCACAUUGAUGCUCAGCUCACAGACGGAUCAUUUGCUGGAACAAUUAUCCGAUGCCGUCGAUUUGAGUUCAUUUCUGCAGCGUAGCUGCGUGGAUGACGAGGAAUCGGCCACAACGAGUCCCAGGCAGGACUUUGAGCUGGUCUCGACGCCAUCGCUGACACCGGAUUCGGUUUCGGUGACACCGGUGGAGCAACAUUCUGUGAAUACCGCCCAAUUGGAUGCACUGCAUGAGAAUCUGUUGACGCAGCUAACCCAUAAUAUGACACGUGGCGGUGGUAACUCGCAGCAGCAGCAGCAGCAUGUGUCCCAACAGCAGCAACAACAACAUAUGGGUUCACAGCAGCAGCAUAAUGUACAUCAGCAACAUGUUAGCCAGCAACAACAACAGCAGCAGCAGCAACAUGUCAAUCAGCAGCCACCACCUUCAUAUCAACAUGCAACCAGAGGAUUGAUGAUGCAACAACAACAGCAUCAUUCGAAUUACCCGCAGCAGCAUCAGCAGCAGCAAUCAUCUUUGAUCACACAACAGCAACAGCAAUUGCUUUCACAGCAACAACAGCAACAUCAUCAACAGCAACAUGCUGCAGCCUACCAGCAACAUAAUCUCUAUCAACAACAGCAGCAGCAACAUCAACAACAUCAUCACCAACAGCAGCAACAGCAUCAUCACUUCCAUCAACAGCAGCAGCAACAACAGCAGCAACACUCACAUCAUUCCCAUCAUGACAAUAGCAAUCUCUCACUGCCCUCACCAACGGCACAUGCCGCGGCUGCCGCUGCCGCUGCAGCAGCUGCUGCUGCCGCCGCUGCGCAUUUAACGCGUCCCAUGAGCAGCAGCAGCAGUUCGGGCACUAACAGCAGCAGCAGCAAUUCGGGCCUAUUGGAUGCCAAUGCAGCAGCUGCUGCAGCAGCCGCUCUUCUGGAUACUAAACCGCUCAUUCAAAGCGUAAGUGUUACAUUUACUCGAGAAGUUGCUCAGCAACAGCAACAAGAAAUUCAACAGCAACAACAAGUUCAACAGCAGCACAAAGAUGUCAAAAUUAAGAAAGAGAAGAAGGAUUUUAUUGAAAUUGUUCCCUUAGAUUCUAUAAUUGUUACACCCAAAUCAGAGAUUAUACAGGAUACUACUAGUGAAGUAAUAACAACUACAACAAUAUCAACAACAACAUCAACGCUAACAGCAACAGCAUCUUCUUCUUCAUCAUCAUCGACGUCAUCAUCGGGAACAUCAUCGAAUGGCACAAAACUAAGUCGACGUGCCAAAGCUGUGGCAUAUGGUUCCACAACGGUAACAAUUAUAUCCACUCUGAUGCCAUCAGCUGAGGUGCCAACCACACGAACUGUCCAUUGCACCACAUUGCGUUCAUUAGCCACAGCAGCGGCUGCCACAGCGGCAGGUCUCUGUCCGCCAUCGCCAACAGUUUCAGUGCUCAACGAGAGCAAAGUAUUGCAGCGGCGUUUGGGUCUACCACCCGAUUUGCAAUUGGAAUUUGUGAAUGGUGGACAUGGCAUUAAGAAUCCUUUGGCCGUUGAGAAUGCCCAUGGUGCCCAUCACCGUAUACGCAAUAUUGAUUGCAUUGAUGAUCUCAAACAUGGCCACCAGUCAUCGCAACAUCACCAGCAGCAACAACAGCAGCAGCAGCAACAACAACAAUUGUCGCCGCAGCAUCAGCACUCCAUACAACAGCCACCACAACAACAACAAUCCUCACUUGCCGUCCAACAACAACAGCAGCAGCAGCAACAACAACAACAACAACAACAACAGCAUCAACAACAUCAUGGUGGCAGUGGCAGCAAUAGCAGCAGCAGUGCCAGCAGCAAUGGCAGCAUUCAUGGCUCAGCCGAUGCACUCUGCGGUGCGGGUGGCGGCAAUGCCAGCUCUGUUAGCAGCGAUGAUCCUAACAAUAAAUUUGUUUGUCGGGUCUGCAUGAAAACAUUCUCAUUGCAACGUCUGCUCAAUCGUCACAUGAAAUGCCAUUCCGAUAUCAAACGCUAUUUGUGCACAUUCUGCGGCAAGGGUUUCAACGAUACCUUCGAUUUGAAGCGGCAUACACGUACCCAUACCGGCGUCCGUCCAUAUAAGUGUAAUCUGUGCGAGAAGAGCUUCACGCAGCGCUGCUCACUGGAAUCCCAUUGCCAGAAGGUGCACAGUGUGCAGCAUCAGUAUGCAUAUAAGGAGCGGCGAGCCAAGAUGUAUGUUUGUGAGGAAUGUGGUCAUACCACCUGUGAACCGGAAGUCCAUUAUCUGCAUCUGAAGGAUAAUCAUCCUUUCUCGCCGGCGCUGCUGAAGUUCUAUGAUAAGCGUCAUUUCAAAUUUACCAAUUCGCAGUUUGCCAAUAAUCUGCUUGGUCAGCUGCCUAUGCCUGUGCAUAAUUAAAAUUUUGCAUACAACAUUCUAUAUAUGUAUAUAUA